Lathyrus sativus (Indian pea) is the source of this 642-nucleotide messenger RNA. The record is from the annotation of a GenBank genome assembly. Lineage: Eukaryota; Viridiplantae; Streptophyta; Magnoliopsida; Fabales; Fabaceae.
AUGUCUGUUUGGUCAUCUGAAAAUGCCAAGAAUGCUUAUCUUCAAACUGUUAAAAUGGCUACAAGUGGUAAAGAACCCGACGUCGCCGAGUUCAUAUCGGCUAUUGCGGCUGGAAAUAAUGCAAAACUUAUGGUUGUAGCCAGUGCGAGUGUAACAGAUUCUGUUAUAUUCGCACUGACUUCAGCCGCUCAACAAACACACGGCCGUGUGGUGUGCAUCUCAUGUGACCAAAAUGAAAGCCGAAUUGAUAAAGAAUGUGUUGAGUUUGUUGUAGGAGAUGCUAAAAGCCUUCUCUUAAAUGCUUACAAAGGAGCUGAUUUUGUUCUUGUAGAUUGUGACAUGAGUAAUGCAAGAGAAGUUUUUCUAGCAGCAUUUAAAGGUGCCAACAAAGAUGGAGCACUUGUGGUAGGGUUUAAUGUUAGGCAUAGGGCUUUGAGAUGGAGACAAUUGAGGGCAACAUAUUUGCCUAUUGGAGAAGGGUUGCUUGUGACUAAAAUUGAUCUUAACAUGAAGAAAGAUAAUGAUAUGGUUGUUGAAAGGAAUAAGAAGAGUCAUUGGAUUGUUCAAGUUGAUAAUUGCACUGGAGAGGAACAUAUAUUUAAGAUCACUUCUCCAUGUAAGAAAGUAGAUAUUGAAGUUUGA